Anarrhichthys ocellatus (wolf-eel) is the source of this 3363-nucleotide messenger RNA. Its product is annotated as ankyrin repeat domain-containing protein 13C. Gene Ontology annotation, molecular function: signaling receptor binding. The record is from RefSeq and is a predicted model, not a curated record. Gene Ontology annotation, biological process: protein retention in ER lumen. Lineage: Eukaryota; Metazoa; Chordata; Actinopteri; Perciformes; Anarhichadidae. Gene Ontology annotation, cellular component: cytoplasm. The transcript is spliced from 13 exons. Bases 327 to 1898 code for a protein of 523 amino acids.
ACUACGAGGCGGAAGACAGCAGCUGAAUCCUCCGUACUAGUUAAUAGGAGCCGCUUAUGUUGGGCAGCAAACAACAGCAGUUUGAAAGAACUAGGAGGCCAGUGAAGUGUUUGUUUUCAUAGUAACCCAGUUAUAGGAAGUCGCUACUCGUUCGUCUCUGAACACGCGGUCGGGUUUGCCUGUCCGGUUGAGGAUUAAGUGUGUUUUCAUGUUGUGCAGUUUACGGUGAGUUUACGCGAGGACUUCCACCUGGCGAAUCGCAUCAGUUCGCCCGGGGAGGGUCAUCGUCAGCGACGACACCCUCUGCUGCCAUAACUGUUUAGAAAAUGACCGGAGAGAAGAUCCGCUCCCUGCGCAAGGACCACAGGCCGAGCAAGGACGAGGAUUUACUGGAGCCGGACGAGGAGGCUGCAACCGGGACGUUCACCGCCUCCAAGACGAACAGCAGGAGCAGAGCGAGUAAAAUCUUCAGCAAUCACAAGUUAGUCAAGUCUUCAUCCGCUCAGCAGCAGCAGCAACAGUCACAGAUUAACGCUAACGCCAACACUUUGUCAACGUCGGAUGUUAUCGAUGACAACAACAAAAACCCCAUUAUCCGAACCGGGCAGGACUUCCCGGUGCACGAGUGCGUGUUCAAAGGAGAUGUCCGACGCCUGUCCUCACUCAUACGGACGCAGAACAUCGCCCAGAAAGAUGUCCACGGAAACACACCAUUGCAUCUCGCCGUCAUGAUGGGGAACAAAGAGUGUGCCCACCUGCUACUGGCCCACAAUGCACCAGUGAAGGUGAAGAACGCACAGGGAUGGAGUCCCCUUGCUGAGGCCAUCAGCUACGGAGAUCGACAAAUGAUCACAGCGCUGUUGAGGAAGCUGAAGCAACAGUCCAGGGAGACUGUGGAGGACAAGAGACCCAAGCUGCUGAAAGCCCUGAAAGAACUCGGAGACUUUUACUUGGAGCUUCACUGGGACUUCCAAAGCUGGGUGCCUUUGCUCUCCAGAAUCCUACCUUCAGAUGCAUGUAAGAUCUACAAGCAGGGCCUCAACAUCAGAUUGGACACUACCUUGAUCGACUUCACGGACAUGAAGUGUCAACGCGGGGACCUCAGUUUCAUCUUCAAUGGCAACGCCAUCCCCUCCGAGUCUUUUGUUGUGCUGGACAACGAACAGAAAGUCUACCAGCGGAUACACCACGAGGAGUCCGAGAUGGAGACAGAGGAGGAAGUGGACAUACUGAUGAGCAGCGACGUGUACUCCGCAACUCUCUCCACCAAGUCCAUCACCUUCUCCAGGGCGCAGUCCGGCUGGCUGUUCAGAGAGGACAAGACGGAGCGCGUGGGAAACUUUCUGGCAGACUUUUACUCUGUGAACGGCCUGGUGCUCGAGUCCAGGAAGAGACGGGAACAUCUGAGCGAGGAGGACAUCUUGAGGAACAAAGCCAUCAUGGAGAGCCUGAGCAAAGGAGGGAAUCUCAUAGAGCAGAACUUUGAGCCGGCGAGGAGGCCAUCUUUAACUGCCCCUUCACCCAACACGGUUUCCUGGGAAGAAUACAUUUCUGCUGACAAUGGAAGAGCUCCCCAUCUAGGAAGAGAGCUGGUCUGCAAAGAGAGCAAGAAAAACUUCAAAGCCACGAUAGCCAUGAGUCAAGACUUCCCUCUGGGCAUCGAAUCGUUGUUGAAUGUUCUGGAGGUGAUUGCACCCUUCAAGCACUUUAAUAAACUCAGGGAGUUUGUUCAGAUGAAGCUCCCUCCUGGCUUUCCUGUCAAACUGGACAUCCCUGUUUUUCCUACGAUCACAGCCACCGUGACGUUUCAGGAGUUUCGCUAUGAUGAGUUUGAUCAGUCCAUUUUUACCAUUCCCAACGACUAUAAAGAAGACCCUAGCCGCUUCCCUGACCUUUAACCUCUUAAGCUGGAACAGGAAACAAAUGUGCAACGAGGGAACAUGAUGCUACAAAAUGUACUUUUCUAAUUGAAAAAGGAAACAUGGAGGAGAAAAAGAAAAUAGUGGUAAUUGUUCCUUGACAGUUUAUGGAUUUCUAUCUUCCAUCCCAACCCUGAACACAAACAGCAACAAGACAACCAGAGUUUGACAUACAGGACUGAAAUGCCAUCAUCAGAGCUGGUGGAGGCCCACUGUGGCAGAGAGGUCGAAAUCUCCUGACAGUAACGAGGCGUUUUGAAGCGCAGUGUUGCAGGUUUUUACUUUAAUCCAGCAGCUGAGGCAGGAAACUUGGAGCUGAGGGUCUGAAAGGCUCAUCAGUGAGAAGGUAAAGUGAGUUUUUGUGUAUAUGGGGUAUAAGCAGAACACAGACAGUCGGUUGAUGCUAUGUAUUUAAUUAUGUAAGUAAUGUUUAUAAAGGGAAUGUGUUUAACUGACCUGUAGUAAAGCACUGUGGGAGAGGAAUUCCACCAAAAAUGACUUUUUAGGUCCUUUUUCCUCCUAAAGUAGACUUUUAAAAAUGUGGGAUAUUAGAUCUGAGACAUAAACUGUAUAUAAUCUAAUGCCCACCUGUUAGACAGGUGUGUAUGAGAAUAAAACCACUACUUUUUUUUUUUUUACACUCAAUUCUUUAACAAUAUCACCCACAGAUGUAAUGCCACUUGAAAUUCACAACAUUGAAAAUACAUUUUGGAAAAUGAAGUAGUGUCUUUUGUAGGCUAAAACCCUAAAAAUCUGUUUUUGCAGAAUUCCUUAAAUUGUUUGUGAAUGAGUGUGUUUGUGUGUAACAUUGGGCAUGGAGUUGCAUCACUGAACUUUCGGGCACUAAUAAGAUCCAUGACAGCCACUCUACAUUCAGCUGAGUUCAUAAACACUCAUUUUGUGAUACACCUUUAAUCCUGAAUUUGAAAUAUUAUUGUUUAAUUAAGGCAAUGCUAGAAAUACUGCAAUUUUUAUGGUACCACAAAGUCUUCUCUUAGUUUGUUGGCGUGUGAGCGUGUGUAGGUAAUAAUAUCAAAGCCUUUUGUUUCUUACUACACCUUUUUAAACUGUACAAUCAUGCUAAAAUAACUAUGGAUUGUAUAGUGGGUACAUAUUAGGGAAUGAAUGAGUGACGACAACAUUCAUGCCAUUUUUACACCAUAACAAGAACCAGUACAGCACAGUAUGUAAAUACAUGUUUUAUUACCUAUUGUCUUUUAUGUUCUCUUUUAUUAUUCUUUGUGUUGGUGAUUUUAAGAUGUCCUCUACAAAAGGAACAUUUGUGGAUAUUUGUUUUUUUUUUUUUUUUUUUUUUUUUUUUUUUUUUUUUUUUUUUUUUUUAUAAAUGUAGCAUCAUCACGAGUUUGUUGAUUUUUUGACGUGGUGGCAGUUGCUAUUUUUGUACAUACUUGUAAUGUUUUAAAGAAAAAAAUGAAUCUCUUAA